GCGAUGUCGACCGAGAAGAAGGAAAACGCGACGAUGGCGCAUGUGGCGGUCUAUCAUGUGUCGUUGGCGUACAACCUGAUCAUGAACAAAGCCACGUCGCGGACGUGGUGGACGCGCAUCACGGACAAUCUCAUUCUCGGUGCUCUGCCGCUCCGCGAUCGAGGGCAUCUCGCACAGCUUAAAGAGGAGGAACGUGUGGCCGCUGUUGUGACGAUGAACCAGCCGUACGAACUCCAGCCGUCGAUCCUCGGAAUUCCAGUCUCUCCAGAUGACUGGCACGACGCGGGGAUUGCCCAAUGUUUCGGGCACACGCAGGACUUUUCACCACCGACACUUGCAACGCUCAUCGAAUGCGUCGAGUUCACCAAGCAGCACAUUGACCAAGGAGACACAGUGUACGUCCACUGCAAAGCAGGCCGAGGGCGGAGCACAAUCGUUGUGGCAGCGUACCUCAUGCAAGCGAACGGAUGGCCUGUCGACGAAGCACUCGCAUUCAUCAAAGCCAAAAGGCCGCACAUAGCCUUGCAAAAGCCACUACUCCACGAAUACAGCAAGCACCUUGCAGCCCAACAUACCGACGUCAGCAAGGUCUAAUCAACGCAAUGUGGAUGCUCCAUGUGAGUCGCACGGCUUCGUCUGUUUUUCGCAGCUCGACAUGACGGUCACUUGGCGGCACUCGC
This is a messenger RNA of Aphanomyces invadans, 680 nucleotides long. RefSeq lists its product as hypothetical. Lineage: Eukaryota; Oomycota; Saprolegniomycetes; Saprolegniales; Verrucalvaceae. The record is from RefSeq and is a predicted model, not a curated record. Gene Ontology annotation, molecular function: phosphatidylinositol-4,5-bisphosphate 5-phosphatase activity; phosphatidylglycerophosphatase activity; protein tyrosine/serine/threonine phosphatase activity. The transcript is spliced from 5 exons. Gene Ontology annotation, biological process: protein dephosphorylation. The coding region runs from base 4 to 594 and encodes 196 amino acids.